AUGCUACCGGCCGGCUCGGGAAACCACUGCUCGGCCAUGCUGGUUGUUCUCGGGCUGGCCUACCUGCUCCUAGUGCGGUCCAUGCGACACCAGCGCGCCUCCAGCAUCGGCGCCGCUUUCGCGCACGGAAAGAGGCCCCUGUCAAGCAUGACGACAGACGAGGCGUACGACAUCAUGGCCCAGCUGCAAGAGCUCGAGUUCCCCUACGCCAUGAACAAGGCCCGCAGAAUUGCGUUGCUCAAGGCCGGCGCGAUCCCGACCAUGUCCCGGCUGUUCGCGGCCACGGGGCAAAACACGAGACGCAACGCCGGGCGGCGGUCCGUCGACACCGAGAUCCUGCUGCGCGAGGUGCAGUCCAAGCCGCGCUCGUCAGAGCGCUACAUGCAGGCGGUGGCGCGCAUGAACUUUCUGCACGCGCGGUACCGCAAGGCCGGCAAGAUCCUCGACGCCGACCUGCUGCACACGUUAGGGUCCAACGUGGUGGAGAUGUUCCGCAUUGUUGAUGGCGGCGAGUGGCGCAGCCUCACAGACGUCGAGCGCUGUGCCAUCGGCAUCUUCCACCGCCACCUCGGCGAAGACAUGGGCAUCCCGCUGGACGCGCUGCCGUCGGGCGCGGGCGGCGGCUGGCGCGACGGCGCCCACUUCGCCGCCGAGCUGAGGGACUGGACCGUCGCCUACGAGGAGGCCGUCGCCCGCCCCGUGCCGACUGGUAACCAGUACGUCCGCGUCUACGUCGACUCGGCCACGUCGGCCAUGCCCCGUGCCGUCACCACGCUCGUGCGCAAGAUCCUGGGCUCCAACCUCGACACGACGAUGCGGACGUCGCUCAACCUCGAACCGCCGGGGCCCGUCCUCGUGCUGUACCUGGAAACACUCGGCCUGGUGCGCAAGCUGGUGCUGCGGCACCUCUGCCUGCCGCGGCCGUCGUCCUGGGCCGUCAAGGCCGUCGACGAGCAGCCGAACCCCGCGACGGGGCUGUACAACUUCGAGCACGCCGGGUUCCAACCGUGGUACGUCAAGCCGACGUUUGGCGCCAGGUGGCGGCCGUCGGCGCUGCUCGUGCGCGCGCUCGGCGGCAGGGCGCCCGGCACCCACGGCGAGAGGUUCCACCCGCAAGGCUACUCGCUCGAGACCAUCGGGCCGGCGCCGCAGGAGGGCAAGGGGUUGGAGGAAAUGAGUGCCACGGUGGAGUUCAUGAAGGGGCGGGGGUCUGCCAAGUGUCCGUUUGCGCAGAAAUAG
Messenger RNA from Lasiosphaeria miniovina, 1239 nucleotides. RefSeq lists its product as uncharacterized. NCBI's taxonomy places the organism in Eukaryota, Fungi, Ascomycota, Sordariomycetes, Sordariales, Lasiosphaeriaceae. Bases 1 to 1239 code for a protein of 412 amino acids. Gene Ontology annotation, molecular function: oxidoreductase activity. The record is from RefSeq and is a predicted model, not a curated record. The transcript is spliced from 3 exons.